AUGUCCCACAUCCAGAAGUGGCAAGAACCGAAGCUUUCCUGGAACCCGGCCGAGUUCAACAACCUCACCCAGGUGGUGAUCCCCCAGAAUUUGGUCUGGCUCCCGAAGCUGUUCAUCUACAAUAGUAUGGAGACGAAGGAGAUGCUCACGGAAAAUCGGUUCGAUGUGCGGUUGCAGCACAACGGCGAGGUGAAGAUCAACAUGCCCGUAUUCACGUCGGUGCUCUGCCGGCUUAACAUUGAGCUGUUCCCCUUCGACACCCAGUUCUGCGCCGUCGCACUCGCGUCCCCGUUGCUGAACGUGCAGGAGAUGGACGUCAACGCCACGCAGCCGCCCAAGGAUUCGUAUUUUGCGGGCAACGCCGAAUGGGAGGUGAUGAACAUUACCGUGCGGCAGUUGCGGUUCGUGGAGUACGGCGAGUAUAGAGUUGAGGUUCACUACAUCCUGCACCUCAACCGUCGCCCCAUCUACUACGUGACCGUCAUCGUCGUGCCGACCUUCCUCAUCUCGGCCCUCUCCAUUCUGGGCAUAUUUUCCCCGGGCUCAAAUGAUGGGCCCAGGAAUGAGAAAGUGUCGCUAGGGCUGGGGUCCCUCUUGGCCAUGACGGUGUUGUUGGACAUCGUGGCCGGGGCGAUGCCGAAAUCAAAUUCGAUUCCGUUGCUCGGCUUCUACAUCAUUGUCGUCAUCAUGUUGUGCGCGGUCGAAAAAGAGUGGAAUCGUAUGUUCGGGCGCGUGGACCACAUCUUCCUCGGCAUCUUCGAGCUGUUGAACUUCUUGAUCUUGGUGCUGUUCCUCCGCUACGCCUUCCUGCCCGUCCCCGAUCUGCCUGACGACUUCACCGUAAGCGGCGCCGACAUGACGUCUAUCUUCACGGCUCGCCACUCCGAGUAC
This is a messenger RNA of Mesorhabditis spiculigera, 891 nucleotides long. The record is from the annotation of a GenBank genome assembly. NCBI's taxonomy places the organism in Eukaryota, Metazoa, Nematoda, Chromadorea, Rhabditida, Rhabditidae.